AGGAGGUAUCUACAUCAGUGGGAACAGUUUGAUCCCUUUGUUCCAGUGUGAUGGGCAAUGAACAUUCAGAAUAUGAACGGUAGAAAAAUCUCAACUUAUUUUAUUUUAUAGUAUUAUCAUAUAAAAGUUUCUUCUAAGCUUGAGACCUGUAUGUCCCACUGCCUGUGGGAAUCUCUUGGAUUUCGGCAAACAUCUGUGGGCCAAAGCAGACACUGCUUCUCUCCUGCUGAAGAUUUUUCAAUGGAUUUCCAUCACCUACAAAAUAAAACUGAAGCUCCUGCGCUUAGCGUAUAAGGCCCCCUGCGAUCUGGCCCCAGCACGCCUUCCUGUCCAUAUUUACCAUUCCCUUCCCUUCGUAAUACUCAAUUACUAAUAAAGCUCUCACAUGUGACGUUAGCAUCUCUGGGCUUUGGCUCUUCACACGAAACUCUCCCCCUUUGUUACCUGGUGAUAUUUUAUUUACCCAGGCCCCUACUUAGGCAUCCCUUGCAGGAAGAAAGCCUUCACUGAACCUCACCAUUGGCCUGAAUGCCCUUAGGCUGUACUCUCACAGCACCCUAUGAGUUUCUCAAUUUUUUUACCACCUUCCUUUUUAUAUUUCAGUGAUCUGUUAUUUGUCCAUCUCUCACUUUAACAAUCUAAGCUGGGAGAGAGGCUGGAUCAGAUCAUAGUUAACUUUUUAUUCCUAGUGCUUAGGUCAAUACCUAGCAUAGAAUAUAUUUUUUUUAUUUAAAUCAACUGACCUGACUUUCUUCUGGUUGGUUAUGUUCUGAGGCCCUGUCACUGAACUUGGUCUUUUAUCUCAGAAGUUGAAGGUCCCCCUAGAGCCAGCUGCAAAGUUCCCAGAGCACUAAUAACACCACAGCCAAUUAACCACAGAGCAGGCUGCCCCGCGUCAGUAUCCCAAAACACCACAUCCAGGGCUCCGAGCAGGAGCAGGAGAACAAUGGAAGCCGCCCGGUCCAGAUGCCUGUUUCUGUUACUGCUCUUCACCUGCAAGCUGUCCCCAGAGGUUGCUGCAGAAGUUCAGGAAUCCUCAGAUGGUGCCGGUGUCUCCCAGGAAGCUGUGUGGCUCACAGAUGUCCCAGCUGCCAUGGAAUUCAUCGCUGCUGCUGAGGUGGCUGUCAUAGGCUUCUUCCAGGAUUUAGAAAUACCAGCAGUGUCCAUAUUCCGUAGUAUGGCGCAAGAUUUCCAAGACGUGUCAUUCGGAAUCAGCACUGAUUCUGAGGUUCUGGCUCACUACAACGUCACUGGGAACGCCAUUUUCCUCUUUCGGCUGGUGGAUAACAAGCAACUGGAUUUAAAGAACGAAGACAUCGAAAACAUUGAUGCCACCAAAUUAAGCCUUUUCAUUGAGACCAACAAUCUCCACUUGGUGACAGAGUACAACGAUGUGACUGCGGUUGGCCUGUUUAAUAGCAUGAUUGAGAUUCAUCUUCUACUGAUGAUGAACAAGGCCUCCCUAGAGUAUGAAGAAAGCUUGCACAGAUACCAGGAGGCAGCUAAGCUCUUCCAGGGGAAGAUACUUUUUAUUCUGGUGGACAGUGGUGUGAAGAAAAAUGAGAGGGUGAUAGCAUUUUUCAAACUUAACGUGUCUCAGCUGCCCGCGCUGGCAAUUUACCACACUGUGGAUGAUGAGUGGGACACGCUGCCCAUUAUGGAAGUUGCAGUAGAGCGUGUGCAAAACUUUUGUGACGGAUUCCUAAAAGGGAAACGGUUGGUAAGUGUGAGACUACAGGUAAAGCCAAUUGAGCUUUCUUCCUCUUUAUGUCCCUUUUAUUUCCUGUUGAGUAAGAAUUCUACUGGAUUUGAUUAAGAGCAAAAAUAUAUGAGGAUAUGGUGGUCAGAGUCAGGAUGCUGGUUAGAUUACAGUUAUGGGAAAAGAACUACAAAAGCACUUUUGGAAAGGUCUUGCGUAUUCAAAGGAGUUGAAUUUUGCUUCUCAACAUUCUGUUUACAGUAUCAAUGGGAAACAAAUCAACUUGCCUAUAAAGAGUUCAUGAAAUAAAAAUUGAAGAUGGAUUUACGACUUCCGGGAGUGGUUAAAUAGCUCAGUUUGCUAAUCUCAGAGCUCAAAAACAAGAGUGGAUUCCAAGUCUAAAUUUCAGUGUCAUGGUGUUUUUCAGAAACAAAAUCCUGAAUCAGAAGAAAAAACUCCAAAGGUGGAACUCUGAUUUCUCCCUGACACUUCCGCGUAUUACCAAGUAUCAACUUUACGCUGAAUAAAAAGGGGCAACUCAAACCUCAGAGACACUAAACAACAGGAUCCUCAGGCCCGCAGACACACACGCACUCAGCUGCAUUUUGCUCCUUAAAAUCCCAUUUGAUCUCUUCUCUUUUCUUUUAAACUUCCCAUACUCACGCACUAUCCAUCCAGUUUUCUCUUAUGCAUUCAUACUGCACAGGCCCACGCACUAUAGCACCACUAUAAAAUCACUGGAUGGAGGAUUUAAGAGAAAUACUGCGAACCACUAUGAAGGAGAGACUUUCCUAGAGGGAGAUUGUUCUGAUUCAUCAUUUAAUAUUGAAUUUCUACACUGCACAUCUUACAGCAUGGCUUCUGCUCUUUUAGGAUUCCCUGAGGGUGGAAACUCUACUUUCCUCGUAAGCACAUGUUCCUCUCUCACUCAGGACCAAGAACAAAAGGAUGAUUUUAAACACCUUUCUGGAAUUUUCUUUUUGCCAGAAGUUAAAUGAUAAUUCCAAGUUUCCGAACUCAGCAGAAACAGGCCAUUUAAAAACUCUGUGUUUAUUUAGCAUUUCUAACUCCCCCUGUAAAUCAACAACCACAUAAUAAAUAAAAAGCAACAAUGUUAUAGGAAAAGACUGGCAUCUCUUUGCAGGCCCAACCUUUUCCAAACACCCAGUUGCCCGACUAAGCAGCAUGCACCUCACCUUUCGAUGCCCACUGUUUAGUGUCAGGCCGUGAGCCAUUAAUGUGUUAUUGUUCACUCUGUGGGU
Molecule: messenger RNA, 2961 nt
Organism: Equus caballus (horse)
Lineage: Eukaryota; Metazoa; Chordata; Mammalia; Perissodactyla; Equidae
Source: RefSeq, a predicted model, not a curated record